AUGGCAAAUCUAUUAGAAGUGGCGGCGAGGAGCAGCGAAGUGUUAAGAGGACCUCAGAGUAGUAGUCUUGUCGAAGACAUCAACGGGAACACGUUCAAGAAAGUGCUGAUUGUGGGCAAGACAGGGACAGGCAAAAGUAGCCUGUGUAAUGUGGUGGCAGGCAAAGCCCACGACGCAGACCUGUUCCCAGUUUCCGCAGAGGCACAAGGGUGUACCGGCACAACCACCUUUGGCAACGUCUUUUUUAAUGGAAACAAGGAGACGCCUGUAUCCCUAAUUGAUACAGUGGGCUUCGACGACCCCGAAAGGGAUGCGGACGCCACCAUCAUCUCGGACCUCGUGAUCAAACUAAGAACCAAAUGCGAUUUUGUGAACCUAUUUGUAAUAGCUGUUAAUGGGCAAGAGCCUCGGCUAGAUGGAAGCCUCGUCGGAAUGAUUCGGGUUUUUGAAGGCAUGUUUGGUGCGAAGUUUUGGUCGCAAGCUGUGAUAGUUUUUACUCGGCUACCAAUGGAUUCACGAAGUAUCGAAUCACGAAAACGAAUCACCAAACAAACCGACGCUCAAUUGGCGGCCAAAUACAUAAGGUCCGUGCUGGAUAAGUUUCCCAGAGGGAAGGGACUCAAAUACCACAUAGUAGACUCGUGCAGAGACACUAGUAAUCGGGAGGAGGAGGAGGCCUUCCAGAAGGGAAUGCAGGAGCUGUGGAAGAUGGUGGAAGAGGCGCCACCCUUGAACACAGAAGAUGUGAAGAAGGUGGAGACAGAGUCGAGGAAACUGAAACGGGAAAUAGAAGAGAAGGAAAAGCAGCUGGCAGAAAUGGAGCAGCAGAGAAGAGAGGAGGAAGAACGCAGACAACAGGAGUUGAGUGAGAUGGAAUGACAAUUCUCGCAGCAGAAAGGAAACUUUGAAGCGAAAAACUGAAGAAGAUCGUGAUAGAAUGGAGAUGAAACACGUGGCGGAGUUGGCGAAACUGGCCGAGGAAAGAGAGAAGGUUCGGGAAAUGUUAGAGGCGAAAGUUGCAAAGCUGAAACAAGACAUGUUCAAUCAACUGCUGAAGAAACAGGCAGAAGAUGACAAGUUGCAAGAACAGUUCGACGACCAAAGCAAGAAGGACAAACAGGCACUUGAAGACAAACUGGAGAGAAUUCAGAAACAGUAAGAGGGGCUGGAGGCGAAGUUGGUAACUGAACAAAACAAUUCCAAGUUGGCGGAUCAAAUUGAGCAGCUGAAGUUGCAGCAGCAAAAGAUGGAAGAUCAGUUCAGACGAGAGAGGGCGGAGCAAGAGGCGAAGCUGAAUGCAAAGCAGGAGCAGAUUAAGAAGCAGGAGCGAGAAGUGGAGGAGAGGUUUGACAGACAGAAGGCGGAUGAGAGAGAGAAGUUGGAGGCGAGAGUGGCCGAGGCAGAGGAGAAGUUGAGACAGCAGCAGAGUGUGGCAGCUGCCAAAGCACUGGCAGAGCAGAGACAGAGAGAGGAAAUGGCCAACCAAGCUCAGUGGAAGAAGACUGCGGACACAAUGUUGAGAGGAUCAGAAGGGAAGGGCACAGUGAAGACAGCAGAGGAGAUCAGAGAUGCCUUUAUGAAUACAUACCCUGAGAGCAUUUGGUUCAUUUAUGUCAAUGCUAAAGACAGUGACUAUAGUAUCAAGUGUAAAGAUUGAGUGGGUGAGACAGCAGAGUGGAAGAACAAGACAGAGUACCCCUACAACAUGCACAUCUACACUGUCCCAUUCUCAGACUACAAUUACGUAGAAACAACUGAUGAGGAGAGGGAGAAGGCAAAGAGUGUGAUGGAAAGUGUGUUGUCUGAUAUGGAGAGUAGAGUGGGUAUGACGUCACAGAAGAUGAGGGAUGAGCUCAUCACCCGUCUGGGCAGAAGUGGACUCAAGUGGAUGUAUGUUAGAGUGGGGAGAGGAGGUGGAU
Molecule: messenger RNA, 1919 nt
Organism: Symsagittifera roscoffensis
Lineage: Eukaryota; Metazoa; Xenacoelomorpha; Acoela; Convolutidae
Exons: 4
Coding region: 1-879 (292 amino acids)
Molecular function (GO): GTP binding
Source: RefSeq, a predicted model, not a curated record